Molecule: messenger RNA, 2731 nt
Organism: Mugil cephalus (flathead mullet)
Lineage: Eukaryota; Metazoa; Chordata; Actinopteri; Mugiliformes; Mugilidae
Gene: gabra6a
Product: gamma-aminobutyric acid type A receptor subunit alpha6a
Exons: 10
Coding region: 243-1571 (442 amino acids)
Biological process (GO): regulation of postsynaptic membrane potential; synaptic transmission, GABAergic; nervous system process
Cellular component (GO): synapse; postsynapse; dendrite membrane
Molecular function (GO): GABA-A receptor activity; GABA-gated chloride ion channel activity; inhibitory extracellular ligand-gated monoatomic ion channel activity
Source: RefSeq, a predicted model, not a curated record
ACAAAAGAAACUGUUUGAAUCCAGUGUUUGUCUAAAAAUGGACAGGAUUUGCUAAUCUGUUAAUUAGAUUACCGGUCCUGCCUCAGUGCCACCUGUGUCCACAUGCACACUUACCAGUCACUUUGACGGAAUCAUAAAACGGCUCUUUUGGAUCCGUUUGGAUUUUACUCCCCUCACAUGCGGUUUUACGUUGUAUGAGCUGCUGGGGAAGUUGGCUAAAAAGUUGACAGCUGCUGCCAAGGAUGGCCGUCCCCUCGUUUACUUUGGUUACUUUAAUCUGCUGGAUAAGCAGUUUAGGCAAUGUAUGGGCAAAUGAAAGGAUAUACUCUGACAACAUCACUCGCAUUUUGGAUAGACUUUUGGACGGCUAUGACAAUAGACUGCGGCCUGGUUCUGGAGGUGGUAUCACCGAGGUGAAGACAGACAUCUUUGUCACCAGCUUUGGACCUGUUUCAGAUGUCGAGAUGGAGUACACCAUGGACAUGUUCUUCCGUCAGACGUGGGUCGAUGAGCGGCUGAAGUUCGAGGGCCCCAUCGAAAUCCUGCGGCUGAACAACCGCAUGGUGGACAAGAUCUGGACGCCGGACACUUUCUUCAGGAACUCCAAGAAGUCCAUUUCCCACAACAUGACCACGCCAAACAAGCUCUUCCGCAUUAUGCAGGACGGGACUGUCCUCUACACCAUGAGACUGACAAUUAGUGCAGAGUGUCCAAUGAGGCUCAUGGAUUUCCCCAUGGACGGCCAUGCCUGUCCUCUCAGGUUUGGAAGCUAUGCAUACACCAAAGAUGAAAUAAAGUUCACCUGGAAGAAGGGGCUAGUAGAUUCCGUUGACUGUCCCAAAGAGUCGAUAAGUCUUCUGCAGUACGACCUGCUGGGACAGACUUUGUCCAGCGAGAUAUUCAAGUCAAACACAGGUCAGUACUCUGUGCAGGUGGUCCAUUUCCUCCUGCAGAGGAAGCUGGGCUACUACCUCAUACAGACCUAUAUCCCUCUCAUAAUGGUUGUUGUCCUUUCACAAGUCUCUUUUUGGAUCAACAAAGAGUCAGUUCCUGCACGCACAGUCGCCGGCAUCACCACAGUGCUGACCAUGACCACCUUAAGCAUCAGCGCCCGGGAGUCCCUGCCCAAAGUGGCCUAUGCCACCGCCAUGGAUUGGUUCAUUGCCGUGUGUUUUGCCUUUGUGGCGUCGGCCCUCAUUGAAUUCGCAGCCGUGAACUACUUUGCCACCCUGCAGGCCCGCCGCCUUAAAAAGGAGAGAGCCAGACAAGACAAUCUUGAGGUGUUGGCCGCCGGCAGCGAUGACGACGACACCAUUUCGUCGGACAGCAGCCCCCGGGGAGGCCUGAAGAGGAGAAACCACUCAGUGAGCCGCAGUGAGCCAGAAGAAGCUCCACCUCUGACGAUUUUCUUCCAGCAGGGCUCAGCUUUUCCUCAAAUCCCACAGCUGGCCGGCACCAGCCCCAUUGACUUGUACGCCCGCGUCCUCUUCCCCUUGGCCUUCGCCCUCUUCAACCUAGUCUACUGGUAUAUCUACCUGGCUAAAGACACCAUGGAGAGGGCCAGGGACUAAGAGGACCUGGAAAAGGGCAUGUGCAGCCUGAGAGACCUUCAGCAUCCAGCCAGCCUCACCUCACCCCCCUCCACCCUUCUCUCUCUCUCUCUCUCACUCUCUCUCUGUGCGAACAAGCUCUCAGCAUUCACUCUGCUCUCAUCUGACAGAGGAAAUGAAUCAGAAACUCAUUUAUUCUCCUGCUGCACAUCUAUUCAUUUCACAGGCUGUGACCACUGCCCACUUGUGUUCUGAUCAGUAACUGAAGAGCUGCCCUUCACGGGGGCCUCAAUCACUUUAAACCCCUCCACGUACACAUAACAACUUCCCGGGGCCUGGGCCGCUGCAGACGUCACACGCACAAACACACAAACACACACACACACACAAACACACACACACAUACAGUAUGCGUGAUGUUCAGACCCACGCUUAGAAACACACCAAGAAACACAUCAAAAAGAUGCGGAUGAUAUAAUCUAUGAUGGCUGUAACUGGUGGUGAUGCAACUGCGAACCAAUGCUUUCAGAAGCCUGCCCUCUACAGAAGCACAGCUCCCACUACAACGAGAUCAAAGACGAUUUAGAGGGGGCUCGCGUCCCUCCUCGCCGCUUCAAAAAAAAUGUACUCAAACCCCGAGAAAAUGAAUUGUGAGGAUUGUGUUUUCCUUCCCACCUUUCUGCUCGGGCGCUCUGGUGCUCCCUUUGCAUUUUCGGAUGUACUGCAGGUCCCUCUGGAAACGUUGCAGAGAUGAGUGGGAUAUAAUACCCAUGGGUGUUAAUGGCAUUCAUUUACUAUUUUUGUACGGAUGGCGCAUAAUUGUUGGGGUGUUUGUGCUGUGUGUGGAGCGUGCGUGCCAGUGAAGGAUGGAACGCUGCUCUCUUUUUAGCCACCUGACAGAAAAAUGCAGAAGGAACAAACUUGCUCUCAAGUUAAUGUGAACAUUUCACCCCCCACAGUGCAACCAUUUGUUUGACCUUGUGAGGUUAUAGACAAACUUAUGUACCGUCUAAUAAAGGUAAAUAAUAAAGCAACUGAGCCUGGAAUGAACACAGAUGCUGUUAUUUCCCCUCUCCUCUCGCUUGUUUCUUCAUUACGCACUUUCACUUGUCCCUUUAAUAUUUUUCUCUGCAAUGGAAACUGCUCAUCCACCAUCAUCAGUCUCCACUCUUUGAUCUUGG